Oncorhynchus nerka (sockeye salmon) is the source of this 2982-nucleotide messenger RNA. RefSeq names its product FYVE and coiled-coil domain-containing protein 1. The record is from RefSeq and is a predicted model, not a curated record. The transcript has 5 exons. Lineage: Eukaryota; Metazoa; Chordata; Actinopteri; Salmoniformes; Salmonidae. Gene Ontology annotation, cellular component: late endosome; autophagosome; lysosome. Gene Ontology annotation, biological process: positive regulation of autophagosome maturation; plus-end-directed vesicle transport along microtubule. The coding region runs from base 1 to 510 and encodes 169 amino acids.
AUGGGUUAUGAGGAGCUUUGUGAGGCACAGGAGCAGUGUCCCCAGACGACCCGGGAAGAGAAUGUACCCACUGUGCAGGACACAGAGAUCACCCUUCUCAAGUCUGGAGAAGUCACGCUGGUUGUCCCUCUCAGCAUCGAAGACAUCUCUCAGUUUGGCGAUGGCUCCCGAGAGCUCUUUGUCAAGUCCAGUUGCUACAGUGUGAUCAACAUUGCCGUGGUCGAUUGUGGGCCUACCGUGAGCUGGGUGUUCUCCUCGGAGCCCAAGAGCAUCUCUUUCAGCGUGGUAUACCGUGAGACCACCGACGUCCCGGUGGAACAGUCCAAGGUGCUGAUUCCUCUGACUCGCUGUAACUCUCACAAAGAGACCAUCCAAGGCCAGCUGAAAGUCAGGAACCCUGGUCUCUACACUCUCAUCUUUGACAACUCCUUCUCAAGGUUCAUCUCAAAGAAAGUCCUCUACCACUUGACAAUCGAGAAGACGAUUAUAUACGAUGGGAGUGACUUCUAAGCCUGGAUAAUGGAUACUUACGCAGGGUGAAGGUUAUAGUUUUUUUUCAAAUGCGUAUUUGUUUCUGGAUGCCCCACCAAGUACACUAUUUUAUGUUUGGUUUUGCUCUUUUAUAUAUAUAUAAAAAUAUAAAAAAAUUGUUGGAUCCCUAUAUUUUUAACACUAAUGUUUUUAUGUUUUGAGUGUGUUGGUCAUGUUUUAGUUAGAGCACAAACACCCUACAGACAUGGUGGUUGUUUUGACCUAAUGGACUCUUCACAUAGAGUAUGUGGUGAAACAAACGUACAGAUGUAGGGUCUUGAUUUGAUUACCCUCUUGCAGGAGAACUUUCAUGAAAUAUAAAACCUGUUGUUUAUUUGAGGCUUAAAGAGACUUCUAAAGUUUGUUAUUUCCACUUUUAUAUUUCAGACUUGAUUUUCCCUUACAAAAAUCUAUCAAAACAUUAAAAAAAUGCCCAUUAAUUAUAAUCCACAUUUUCUGUUGCUGCAGGAUUAUUUUCCUGCUGUAGCAAACUGGGUCCAAAUUUAGAUCCUACAUCUGUAGGAAAACCAGGAAUUCAAAACUUAACCACAGGUGAAGAGUUAAAAGGGUAGCCUUAUGAGUUUACUACAUGGUCUUGAGAGAUAGAGAGGUUAUUGUGCACACAUUUAUACAAUGUUAUUAGCUAUGAUUGUUUUCUAUCAUGGACUAACACAGUGUCCACAAGUAAGAUGACAUUUAUUGAGCAACUGCUCACAUUGUAAUCACACAAUACAGAGGACAAUACUGGACAAAAUAGCAUCUUUUUCAUGCUACAAAAACAUGAAUAAUGUUAAUAAAACAAGUCCAGCCAGACUACAUUAUGUUUAGGAGGAGGCAGUUACUUUGUGUCAUCCUCAAAUGCUGCCAGGCUGAAGGGAAGAUAAUUGUGUGGGGGGGAAAUGGGCACUAAGUAAUACACGAGAUUGAAAGCUUUGCUACCAAUUUCUUGUGUCUGUGGAGCUUUUGAAUCCUUCUGUUUAAACGAAUUGAACUCAGACUCAUGGGUUAUACACUAUAGAGGAACUCUCUUCGACCGUUAAUAGGCUUUCCUCAAGUUUUUCCAUAGCUCCAAGAUUUCAAAUGAAAGACUGCAAUAUUUAUUCUAAUGUAAAAAGCACGUGGGGAGCAUUUAUAUCCCAAAAGGAUAGUUUUUAAGAAAUCAAUUUUAAAUGGUUUUGAUGCAAAAGAAUGUUUAAUGAUAAUUUCAUUAAGAUAACUGCAACAUAAUAAUUUGGUUGUAUUGCUUCAAGGUUAUAUUAUACAGCACACUAUCAACUAACAUGAUCUAUUACUGUGACCUAUAAGCUCAAUGUCACUUACUGACAAAGCAAGUGCCAACUUUUGCCUAUAGGAGAUAAGCUCCCCUUCAAAAUAGUUUUGAAUUAUGUUUUAAUUACAAAAGACACAUAUAAAACUGCACUUUAAAGAUAAAAAAUUACGAUUUUCCAAGUGUGGAUUUACACGUGUUUUGCAUAGCCAGUUCUUGCUAUAGUCCGCAUCUUUGAGAAUACACUGCUGUGCCCAGGGCUUAUACUCUUUUGUGUUUAGGCUAUCCUCCCUGAGCACCCCAAGGCAUAGUGUAGUACCAUGGCAAGCUUAUGUUUCUGUAAGGUCUCUUUGGAUAAAAUCUGGAUUGAGCAUAACAGCAGGCCUAUAGAUUAUAUACCAUCAUAGGAAUAUGAUUUUGUUAUGUUUCGUUAUAAGGGAUUUUAGAAUUUUGUUAUAGCCAUACAUUUUAGAUACCGUGUAUAAAUAGGACCUCUGUUUUUUUUGUUCUUGUAAGGAUCCUAAGUGUUGAUAUUUUCCUUUGUAUGUAUUAUAGUAUCUGAAAGCAAUAAGGAAUGACAUCUCAGUCAUACCAUCAGUCAAGGAGGCGACCAAUGUUCUUCACUAAUGAAGCCAGCUCUGGGGUGAAUUUUCCUUUAGUACAGAUCUAGGAUGAGCUUCCCCUCCACCAGUCAUAACCUUAACCCUUAGUGAGGAAAAUUUCAACACUGACCCAAGAUCAGAUUCUAGGGGCAACUUCACCCUACCUACACCAAUGGGGCUCAGUAGCUACAUCGAAUGCUGCUUUUACAGAGAACUGUUUUCCAUUUUUAUUGGGAGCUUUUCUUUUGUAUUUUAUAAGUGGUCUACAUGUGUGCAAUUUGUAUACAAAGCCUCAUAUUUUCUCUACAGUUUUGCACUUUUGGAUGGAAUUUAGCAAUAAUAAUGAUUUACAAUGUCACAAGGAAUAGUAUUUUGAUAGUAUUUUCUGGUGUUUGUAAAAUAGAUUGUGCAGGGAAAGAUAUCCUAUCUUUUUUAAAUUAACAAACUGAGGGCUUUCAAGUUUGCCACCAGCAUCAUGUGACUUCAGUGAAAUCCACAUGACCCUGUUCUUGAUCUAUGCAUUCACUAUGAUGUAAAAACAUGUACAGUUCAACUUAAAAAUAAAGUUUGUUAAUGAUGUCA